Molecule: messenger RNA, 635 nt
Organism: Maniola jurtina (meadow brown)
Lineage: Eukaryota; Metazoa; Arthropoda; Insecta; Lepidoptera; Nymphalidae
Exons: 1
Coding region: 1-567 (188 amino acids)
Source: RefSeq, a predicted model, not a curated record
AUGCAUCAGUUAGUUUCGGAACUAAUACCAACACAGACCACAAUGUUCAAGCUGGUGGUGUUGUCUGUCGUGCUCGCAGUGGCGGCCGCUAAGCCCAGCGGUCUGUGGGGCGCCGGCCUGGCCGCACCCCUCGCCGCCGGCUGGGGCGCUCCCUGGGGCCACGCCGGAAUCGCCGCUCCUUUGGCGGUAGCCGCUCCCGUCGCAGCUGUGGCCGCUCCCGUCGGCGCUUACAACUACAGAGGCCCGCUCUCUCUCGCCCCCGGUCAACCCGCCAACAUCCUGGCUGCUGACGGCAGGCCCUUGGACACCCUCAGCGUGAACCUCGACCGUGCGGUGCACCUCACCGCCAAGGCUGUCGACGGCCACGGACACUGGCUGAAGAAGAGGUCUAUUGUAGCGGCUCCCUGGGCUGCUGCUCCUUUGGCUGCCGCUCCCGUAGUGGGCGCAUGGGGCCACGCUGGCUUGGUCGCUCCCGCUCCCGUCGCUGUCGCCGCUGCUCCCUGGGGUGUCGGACACGCCGCUGCCUGGGGCGUCGGACACGCUGCCCGCUUGGGACACCUUUGGUGAAGCACAACGAGGCUAGUCUAGGAUCUUAAAAAUAAAGCAAUAAAAUAUAAAGAGAGUUACCUACUUUA